Salvia splendens (bonfire salvia) is the source of this 1552-nucleotide messenger RNA. Its product is annotated as WUSCHEL-related homeobox 8. The coding region runs from base 501 to 1208 and encodes 235 amino acids. The transcript is spliced from 3 exons. Lineage: Eukaryota; Viridiplantae; Streptophyta; Magnoliopsida; Lamiales; Lamiaceae. The record is from RefSeq and is a predicted model, not a curated record. Gene Ontology annotation, molecular function: DNA binding; DNA-binding transcription factor activity.
UUGGCCUUUUUUGGUUUUUGGAUUGGUAAUUCAACGGAGAUAUGUACUCAGUUGAGUUUUUGCUGUGAUUUUUUGGAGGUUUUUGGUCUGACCUUUUGGUUUCCUUGGGUUUGUGCAGUAAGCAGAUGAAGCUUUAGAGGUGAUUAGGCUGCUUUGUGAUUUUUACUUACUUAUAGUUUCCCAUCUUCAUGCUUUUAUGAUUCUGAUGCCAUUUUUGUUCUGUUUUAAAAAAUGUUACCGUAGUGAGAAAUUGUUGUUUGAUGUUUGGUUUACGUUUAUGUCGAUUUUAGUCUUAAAAGAUACCAUCAAAUGGUGUGGAUCAGAUGAUUUCUCUUGUUUACUAGGAUGGAAAUAGAGGUCCUCUUUGUUUCCGCUGCCAAUUGUUCUCUAAGCCCAGUGAAGUAUGACUUUGUUUACAUUCUUGAAACCGAGUAUUCUGUACAGCAAGUUGCUGAAUGGAUAAUGGAGGAGGACAUAUUUUCUUCACUUAACCAUCUUUGAUGAAGUGUUUGUUUUGUGAGUCAGUGAGUCUUGGCCAGAAAGUGCAGUGGGAAACAAUUUGUGUCGUCGUUGUUUAUCUUUCUUGUAUGGGAGUGAGAUUGGGAAAUUUGUAUUGCGAUCCCCUGAUCACCUCCGGUGCUCAUAAAAUCACCGGAAGACAAAGGUGGACCCCAACUCCUAUGCAGCUUCAGAUUCUUGAACGAAUUUUCGAUCAGGGUAUUGGAACACCGAGCAAACAGAAGAUCAAAGAAAUAGCCAGUGAGUUGUCUCAACAUGGCCAGAUUAGUGAAACAAACGUCUAUAAUUGGUUUCAAAAUAGGCGUGCUAGGUCGAAGAGGAAGCAGCAGGCUGCACCAUCAAACAAUGCUGAAUCUGAAGUCGAGACAGAGGUUGAAUCCCCCAAUGAUAAGAAAACAAAGCCUGAGGAAUUUCAACCUCAGAACAUCCUAACCUCCAGAGCAGAGGAUCUCUGUUUUCAGAACCCUCAGACGAGUUCAGCAAUACAUUCUGUCGAUCCAAGAACCAGCAAACCUGAACCAAUGUUGCCCCCUGAAGGAAGCUCCAAGUUUGGGGGUAAUUUCGGGCAAAUGUCCUUCUAUGGAAAUAUGUUAUCAAAUCCGAGAAUGGACCAGUUCAUAGGAAAGAUAGAAGUUCCCGGGAACUACAAUCCUUAUUUACAGCAAGACGACUACAACAUGGAUGGAUAAGCAUAUAGGUCUCUUGACUUCUGGCAUAUGUGCUUUAUGAACUGAAAAUAUAUUAGUUUGAGCUGAUUAGUUACUUCUACUCGAACAUGGUGACUAAUGCUGAUCUUGUCAUCUUCGACUCCACUUUGAAGAUGAAAUUUGUCUUGCCAUUUUGUUGGUAUGACCAAUGAAGUUAGUAUUAUGAUACAUAUAUCACUCCAGACCAGAGUCCGGCUUUAUUGUUCAUUUUCGAUUUCGAUUUGUUCUUUUCCUACUGUCUCACUCCUUUGCUUUACGAAUAUUGCAGUGUGUGGAUUCUCUGUAGAUUUGCCAGAUUAACAUAUGCUCUUACUUUUGCGUCUUUA